CCUGACUGUGGCGCACAGCCACAGCAGGAAAACUGUAAUAAAUGAAAUAUCAUGAAUCGUUCAUGCAAGUGCACAGAGACUUCCAUUAAAUAAAGAAACAUUGAGGGAACUUUUUUUGGUCAUAUCCUUGCAUUUGGAAGCCUUUCUAUUUUCAGAUCAAUCUGUCGAUUUUAUACUUUAAUAGCUGUAACGUGCGUAUACUCCGUAUUAAAUAAUGCGGCGAUCGAUCAUUCUCGACUUUGAAGCACAGGUCUGUUUGUGGUUUUUAUUAAAGUUUUCCGAUACCGUAUCAGAUAUUGCAUGUCUUGUUCGCAUGUCAAUGUUUAUUUGUCAGUGAAUGCGAUCUGUCGCAUAUAGCUGAUUAAGAUUUUUACUUCUGCAGAAAGCUGUUCUGGCGGUAAACUGCGCUGAGGAAUUUGACAGCUUUUGGAAAGCAUCGUCGAACCUGCUGAAAUCUGUGUUGCCAUGCAUAGUGAGUCUUCAACUUAACUUUUUUAUUAUACCACUCGUUCAUGUCGAGCCAUAUAAAUUUUAAACUGACUUAUUUUUAGCGGUAACCUACACGGUUACAACAAAAACACUACAAAAGUGGAUUGUUGCUAAUCGUAAAAUUCCGAGCAUUCUAAUAAGGUAAUAUUAUUACAGCAUCGAAGAAACUCUCCUUCGGUAAUUAUUAUUGCAGGAGUAUUGCAAAAAUCUGAAAAUCUUUACUCUGUGCUUAUUAGGUUUGCCUUGCCUCCAUUGUUUCACUUGGGAUUGUGUGCAGGUGAUAUUCUUGUAUUAGUAGUGUUCACAAAGAUGCGCCUAUUAAAAGUGAGAUUAAAAGUUAAUAUUUGCAACAUCAGCUCGUUUAAUUUGUUACAAAAUGUAAGCAAGGAUUGUAUUACAUGCGAUUUAUUUAUGUUCAGUACACUGUUGCAAGUGUAUUUUAUAUGUGGUUACUUAUAUAUAACGAAUUGUCAACUUGAGUGAAUGUGCAGGGAAGUGACAGAAGCAAUUAAGCCCAUGUUUUUAAUAACUAUGUGCUGACAUAUCACAGAAUUUGCAUUAAUUUUAAUAGCCCUCAGUUUUUUUUAAUUGUUCGAAACAGUUGAUUGCAUGCUGUUAUGUUUAAGAUGCUAGAAUCCUCAUAUCAUCGCAGUUUUUUUUGUAUAAUUUGCAUUGGCUGUCGAGCAGCUGUAAAACAUGUUAAUUUCUGCUAUAGAUAUAUAUUUGAUGCAGAACAGUAUAUAAGCUUGUUCUUUGGUUUGUGGUGAAAAUCCAAUAUUGGUACACUUGUUCCUAAAAUGCAAUAUUUUGCAGGCAAUGAUUAUUUAUAUAAUGCUCCUUGCUUAAUACAGAGCAGGAAUUUUUCCCAUGAGUCCAUGGCUAUAUAUCAUGCUGCACUUUGAAAUUAAAGUGUACCCUCCUUCGAGGGUAUAGUGGAACUGGAGGGGCACUAGAGGCAAAAUAGACGAACUACCCAUUUUCGGAGUGAAAGUGCACUCAUCUGAAUAAUUGGAUGUGUCAUUUUUCCAUAUUGGCCAAUAUCCACCCAAUAUUUAGAUUAAAUAAAGGGGCAAAAAAAUACCUGGGUAUCAGCUCCCGACCGUAAUCUUUUCAUCUGUAGUUUGCAGAGAUCUUGGAGCAAUUUUGCUUGAGCGUUUAACAAUUGUCUGUGCUGUCUGUGCUGCUGUAGAUGAUGUAGAAUAUAACUUGAAGAUGGAAUUUUGAGCUGAAGAUUAUAUACAAUCCCAGACCCAAUUACCAGGAGCCGUACGUUGCAAAAAAUGCAUGUAACUAAUGGAACCUGCCAUGCAGCCCAGAGAUUCUUCUUCAGCUUGAAAUUGCUAUCUACAAAGCCCUUCACCUGUUGGUUCUCUUGAGCGAGAUGCCCAAAAAAUCUUGAUAUUUGCCCGUACAUUAUACUGGCAUCAUCUAUUAUAGAUACAAGAUCUUGUGGUUGGAGCUUGACAACCAGACUCUGUAGCUUGGUUAGAGCGCUGCGCCAGAAUCGCAGAGCCACAGGUUCAAUUCUUGCCAGUGGGCCUAAGUUGCAUUUUUUGCAGAGCUGCUUCUGGUUGGGUCUAGAUCCCCCUCUUACUCCCCCACACCACUUUUGAGAUGCUACUCCGGCAUUUUCCCAAAUUGUCAAAUUGCUAACAUGCAUAUUUAAUAAAACAUGGGAUUCAGUGGUAAAGGAUUACUGCAUUACAGAUCCAUAAGUCUGCUUUUAGAUAAUCUGACUUUCAAAAUUAAUACUAAUUUUCAGAAAUGUGUGGUAGCACUAAUUACUAGUGUUCCAUUCUCAAGUGAAAUGAAAUGUUAUUUGCUGUGUGUGUAUAUCAACAGCUGUAUAUCAAUGUUUAAUGAGUCCCAAAACAGGGUGUGAAUUAACAGCAUACAAAUGAAAAAUCAUCAUGAUACGUGUGAAAAAGCAGUUUUGUUAGCGCUCUACAAUUUCAUGUAAUCAUUUGUAGCGGUAAGGCCAACAUACUUUUCAGUCAAUUUUAGACCCUCAGAAUUGCUAGUUCUGUAGAUAAAAAACUGUCAAAAAGAACUUUCAUUGCAGAACAACUGAAGCUAAAAUUCCCACCCAGCAAAAUGUACAACAGUGUAAACUACUGUACAAGAUUGUAUAAAAUCCAUAGAGUGGCCAUGAUUAUCGCAGGAUGUUUUUAAUUAUAUUCAUUACCAAUUACUAGCUGGCAUGACAAUAUAUUCUAGGAAGUCGCAAGGAACAACACUUCACUUUUAAUUCAAACCAAAAUAUUCUAUUUGUCCUGAUUACUUUUGCGACAUUCACUAAUUUGCUAAAUUGCGGUAUUUGCAGUCAUUUGUGGCAUGCAAUGCAGUAAAAAUUGCUGUCAACUGUUCUUGUCCAGCCGGAGUAUGCCGUAACUACCUAUCGUGAUGAAAUAAAUUCUUUAAUUUAUUAUAAUUAUAAUUUAUUAUCAUACGCACCUGUUGGUGAAACACUGUGUUCAAAUUGGAAACAGACCUGACAAUUUGUUGAAAUAUUACCAUGGAGGAGCCCCCUUAACAAAGCUGAAAUAUUACAAAGGAGCCGACUUAACAAAGUGGACAUUACAAUGAUUCCAAACUCAAAAUCUCCAAUUGAGAUUUGAGUGGGAGUUGCUCUCCUGGCUGGACUUACAGAAGGUUCCCCCUUAACAAAAUGGUGAUUUCAAACUCUCCAGUCUAACCAUUCAACACCAUAUAUCAUGAUAUAUGUGAGAAAAAGUUUAUUGGAACAUCUCAAUUGACAAUUGGAAACAGACUUGAUGUCCUGGUCAGCCUUACAGAAGGAGCACCCUCUAGUUAACAGAGUGCUGAGUGGUCAUUCCAGUGAUUCAAAGCUCUCCAAUCCGACCAUUCAACACCAUACAAGUGAGAACAAAUUUUAUUGCAACAUCUCAGGCUAUCAGCCUGACAAUGGGAAACAGACUUGACAAUUAGUUGAAAUACUACCAUGACACCAUCGAGAUUUGAUUGUGAGUUGAUGUCUUGGUCAGCCUUACAGAAGGAGCGCGCUUUAGUUAACAGAUUGGUCAUUCUAAUGAUUCAAAGCUUUCCAAUCUGAACAUUCGACACCACACAGUCAAGUGAAAAGUAUUUUAUUGGAACAUCUCAGCUUGACAAGUGGAAACAGACUUGACAAUUAGUUGAAAAACUACCAUGACACCAUCGAGAUUUGAUUGCGAGUUGCUGUUGUGGUCAGAAUUACACAAGAUGCCCCCUUGGCAAAGUGGUUAUUUUAUUGGAUUAUCUCACAUGGCGGAUUUUGAGAGAAGGUGUGGGGAGUUUCGCAACUCCCCUGACAUCGUUUUUCACCUCGCCUGAAAAGUCAUGCACCUCCCGUUUUGCUCGGGGUUUACCGCACUGAUAGCCAUUCGUGGCGCUUGCCUGACUAUUAAGAACAUAUUAUAUAUCCCUAAUUUGCAAUGAUAACUGCGAGAAAUAUUAUCAUCCAUUAGCACACAGCAGAAUUUGGGCACUGGCUGAUACUUGACUAGAAAUUGCCUGACUUUAUUUAUUUACUACUUUCUGCAGGAAUAGCGAAUUGGUUGGGUCUAGGAGAGCAUAUCCCAAUACCCUUCUCCUGGAAGGCUUGCACCUUAGGCGCUUGCUCGAUAAAAUAUUUUGCCACUGAAACUUGGCAUCUUAACGUUGGUUGCGUUCAUAAGUUAGCAAAAAAUUGUCUUUCACAACAAUUUAGUUCGACUGAUUCCUCCCCAGUCCCUCAUCCAGUCUUGAAUGGUGAAAUCUUUUUUCCAACAACAGAGUUUACAGGGGGUCGCGAUUUAUUGGGAAAUUCCUAUGAAAACGUGGAAAGCGGUUUUUUACAUCUUAUGCGCGCAAAAUAGAAAUGAAAAUCCGUUUAAAUCAAUAAAUUUAUGAUAUUGAAUUAUCGUCCCUGAAGCGAUAAAACUGAUAUCGCUUCGCCCCUUAUAUGAUAAUCUAUACAUGUACUGUACGUGUGUCUUUAUCAUAGUCAUAAUUUAUUAGAAUAUUAAACAUUGCCCCCAAUGCAACAAUUAUUAAACAGCGGGACAAAAACGGCGAGACGAUGUCAGUAAUUAUAUCGCUUGAGGGACGAUAUCAUAAAUGUCACACGAGUGUAUUUAUUGAGUGAAAUAUUUUUUUUGCAGUUUGCAAAAUUUCUUCGCUUCCUCAAUUUACAUAUGAUUGAAUUUUACUGUAUUAACUAUAAUAAUUUUUUGCCCACCCCCAAUGCAUGUUCGAAAAUCAGAAUUGACCUUCCCAAUAUUGUAUACGUUACCAUAAAAUCGUUUUAAAAUUAGGUUAAACAUGUUGGUUUUGUAUCAAAUCCUGUCUCUGGUGAACUUCAAUCAACGUCAUCUGGUGAAUUUGGUAAAGAAACGUUUGCCAGGUAACUACAACUUAUUAGGACGUUUAUUAGGAUGACUACUGCAACUCGUAUCCAACUUUUUUUGCACGAAUUCGGCCAUAUCAUUUUAUACUUGUUCAGCGCGCAGUAUAACACUCGGCCAUUGCCCAUUUUCCGAACAAAACGCUGAUAUUGCCGAUUGCUCUUGCACGGACAUUAUGACCGUCUAUAUUUUUCAUCAAAAUUAAAUCAUUAGUAUCGGAUGAUGUCCCACCACAAUAUGUGUUAGUCUGGGUCAGACUAAGUUCUGGGAAUUGUAUUUUACUCUGCAAUAGGCCUUUUAUUGGUCACGUGUGUCAAAUCUCAAAAAUCAAAAGAGUACCGGCUCAAUAUUAGUGAAAGUUUAAAGUAAUUCCAGCUUAUAAUAGUUCAACAAAACGUGCCGACCAGAGAAUUGUCCCAUGCAUAUCCUAAGAAAAUAUAAAUUUAAUACCAUUUCUAACCUAUUGUCAGUGUAUUAUGUGCUGAGUAGCAUGCAGUAGCGUGCCUUACUCAACCUUACUCCAUUUACCAUAUAGAUCAAAUUAGAAUGUUCACCAGUUAACCAUAUAGGUAGCGUCAGGGACGCCCUACACCGAAAACUCGACGCAGGACGCUCAAAUUCUGAGGGAAAGGGAAAUUAUUCACAACGAUUUCCCUAGAACCAAAUGACUUCAGUUUUCAAUAUUAUUGUACAUUUGACAUUUUAAUCAAUUUGAAGGUGUACCUCGUUGAAUGAAAAUGUCGUAGUUAAGUAAAGAAGCAUCGCAGCACAAAACGUACAGAGCCAGGGGUGUUUGAAAAAUCUCAAGUGAGCUUUGGUAGGCUGAACAGAUACUGACAUGAAGUAACUAACGACAGUAACGUAAACCUCUAAUACUGUUUGAGAGUCUCAGACCCAAACUUCAAGGCUUUUCUAGAGGAACCUUUUCUCAACACCCCCUACAGUACUGUAUAGAAUCUGAUGUGUUAUACCAAAAGUGGACGCCCUCUUUCAGGAUCCUGGCUAAUUAAAAGACUGAUUCUAUUUUAGAGCGAAACUGAAAAACAAGCUUUGGUCAAGUUAUGGUUUAGAACAAAAUGAUCCUUUGGUGAAGUUGAUCCCUGAAGCCGCACGCCCUCUCAAGGUCGGCAACCAUGGUUAGUAAGCGUAAGGAAAAAUAUGAAGAAGGCGGGAAAGUUUUAUGAAUAGCAAUAUUUAUAACAUGCGAGUUCCUUAGUACAGUAUGUUUGCGCGUUCAUCUACACGAUUCGCCAUUCACAAGGCCAGAAAUCACGGACAUAUUUACUCUACGAUAUUUCCUUACUAAUUUGCAUAUCAUCGAUUCAUAACCCGUUGAAAUAUGGCUUAUGCAGUAAACAGUAAAUUAUGGUUUCCGAUAUUGUAAAUCGCCAAAUCAGAGUAUACGGUAGGUCUUUUGCAAUUUGCCUCAAUUGCUGGUUGCAAAGCAUAGUUUGUAGAAAUAUUUACUGUAAUGUUUGCCUGGCGUAAGUUACUGCCUAUUCUUCAUUUUCGUUUCUUUUUAUUGGCAGUGCAUGGUACGGUAUUCUUAGAGGUAUUCUCUGUACAAAUAUUGAAAAUUCAGAAUGGGCAGUAACUUAAAUCAGGCCAACAUCACACUAAAUACAGUAUUUCGACAGACUUUGUUUUGCAGCCAGCGUUUGAGGCGAGUUGCAAACGACCUAGUUUUUUCUCAGAUUUUGUGAUUAACAGCGUCGUGUUAUAUAAAUCACUGUUUACUGUUGAAGCCAUAUUUCAACGUAUAAGCAAAUUACGAAGGAAAUACAAUUAAUCGUGUCCGUGAUUUCUGGCCAUGGGAAGUCCCUCCAUAUUUUGCUGUCGCCACUCUUUUAUUAGUGAGGCUUAGGUUUGACUUCCACCACUGCUACAUUUUACUAUAUACUGGUAGAUUAUACGCAUCUGAUCGGUUAAUGGUCCCUUGAUGGUAGCGGUAGCGGUAGUGGUAGCAUGUCUAAACCUCACUGUUCUGGAUUGAAUGGUGACUCGGCGACAACGAAGUAGCUACUGAGUACUAUAAUUUUGAUAGAGAGAUUAAUAUGUGAAUGGUGACUCGGCGACAACGAAGUAGCUACUGAGUACUAUAAUUUUGAUAGAGAGAUUAAUAUGUACGACACCGCAAUUAAUACGUAGCUACGACGCCGACUUUCAGCUCAAGAAUGAGCCUUGAGCAAUACGAGUACUGUAAUACAUGUUUGAAGCUUUCUCAAAUAAUGGAAUUUUUGGGCAUCUUACUCUCUAUAUUCAACAAUGUUGAAGGAUUUUAUAGAUUUUCCGAGUGUAAGUUUUAUAUACAUUUAAACCUUACCAGGAACGUCUGGUUAGCGAAAAAUGCAACUCGCAGGUGCAGGGCUGGAAAUAAAUAUUUGACUUGACAGAACAUUUAUCUGAUCACUUUUAAUUUUGGUCGGACAUAACUUGAAUUUGGUCGGACAAAAAGCAACAUCACUGAAUUUGGUCGGACAUAUAUACGUCACAAGAUAAGUACAAGUCACAAGACAAGUACAUGUAUAUGUAUGCCAUUCCAGCGCAACGUUAAGUAAGAUUAAAACGCCUCGUAAAUUUUAUUGCAAAAUGGCAAUUGAGUGAAUUUGCAAUCGGAUUUUAUCACAGCAAAAAAUGUAUAAUGUGACAAUUUUUUUUGUGAUCGGACCAAUGUUCGAUCAAAAUUACUUUUGCUCGGACAUUUGCCAAAUUUAGUCGGACAUUGUCCGUUGUCCGACAGUAAUCUGCAGCCCUGAACCUGACGGAAAAAUUAUAUUUUUAUACUCUAUGUAGUGUACUUCUGGCCAGUGAAUGCAGAUAAAGGAAAAGUGGUUAGUCUGUAUGUGGUAGGUCCUGCUUUUCUUUAAGAUUUAUCAAUAUUUACGAAAGUGAAUAACUUUAAAAUUUAUACUGUAUCAAUAUUCUCAAAUCAAAUUUGAGUUUUUCUCUGCAUGCUAUACGUCCGAAAGUUCAACAGGAAGUAUAUUCUUCAAUAAAGACUUUCGAAUAUACUGUAAUGUUGAACGGUUUGGUGCCAGUGUAUAGGUAUAGACUGUAGUGCCAAUAAUAACAAACUUUCAUUGGUAGGGAUGCAACGUACUAUCUGGAAAAUACAAAGCGAAAUUCGAUGUUAGUGACUUCACGACGAAGGGCCUUCGCUCGUAACGUCGAAUUUCACUUUUUCAGAUGGUUGCAUCCCUAGCAACGAAAGCUUGUCAUACCGUCGAACAUACUGAUUCAAAUAUUUGACGAACAACAUCGCCAGGAACACGGUCAAACGGGAGCGCGUGUUUCGUCCGCGUGUUAGUUUUGGUUUUGCCUUUUGGUUAUGAGCAGUACUAUACAGUACUUUAAGAGUUAAGACUGCUUUCCAGUUUAUACGUGCAUGCAUGUGCGCACGUGAAAAAGAUUAAAUCUUUCUAAAUUUUAUGUACGUACUAAUGACAUCAAUAAAUGCACUUUAAUUAAACAGAGCUAAAUCCUGUCCUUUUAUUCAAUUAGGUAUUUCAUAUAUAGGUAAAAUGUGAAAGGAUUUAAAUUUUUCGAUGCGUGCAAGCACGUACGAAAAACGCUGAACUGUCACGGAAAGCAUGCAUCCUGAAUGAUAUGCAUGCAGUAUAUCAUUUGAACAUAUAUUACGAUUUGUAAAACAUAUAUGUUUCUUUAGUAGUUUACCAGGAGCUCGAAUUUUGCAAUCGAAACCCUUACACUAUCAUUUGAAGAACAUGAUAGAACUGUUAUACUGUAUAUAAAAUUAAUGUACCAAUGCAUAUGAAUUUAGACAUUAUUGUAAAUGCUUUGUAUAUAUGCAUAGUAUGCAUGGUAUGCAUAGCAUGCAAAAUAUUAUGACUCAUGGUGUUGAUCCCUAUUUAGAUAGUUACGUCCAGGAAAUUGUCAGAUGAAGAAGAGUCACAACUUGAGUUCUUUGAGAAACAGGUGAAAUAAUUAAAUAUAAUUGAUUUAGAUGAUUGACUAUUUAAAAUAUGUUACAUUGCAAUUGGGCUCUUACAAGACUUGGAUUGAGCAUUGAAAUUUUUAUGAAUUUUUAGAUUAGUAUAAGCUAUGAAAACGUGCUCCGACGGCGUCCCAAUAUCAAGCAGAAACAUUUUGAAGUAUUAGGUAUGUUUUAGAACACUUACUGGAAAAAAAUGAAAUCGCUACUGGAAUUUGCAGUUGCAUCACUAAAUUAGUAUAUCCAUACUAUAUCCAUAGACAUAGUAGGAAAAUUGCAACAUUAGUAUAUGAAAAUUGGAUAUCCCUACCUCAUAGUAAGGAUUUUGAAAAACAUUCCCAAUGACUAUAGCUAUAUGACAUAGGCCACUGAUGCAACUAUACACUUAGUCUAGUAACCUGUGUCCUACUACAAAAAAUGUAGUUGGAAAUCUGUAGUAAAGUCCUGUGAAAUGUUUGUUGCAUGUAGAAUUCAGUGGUGCCUAAAUUACUUUGAAUUUGUACUUGAGUAAAAGUAGAAGUAAUUAACAAUAAAACGACUUGAGUAAGAGUAAAAAGUACAGGAGGCAAAACCUACUUAAGUAAAAAGUACAAAGUAUCCUUAAAAAAUACUUGAAGUAAAAAGUAAAAGUACUAUUGUCUGUAGCGUAUAGGCGGGGGCGGGGGGGUCUCCAAUGGGUUGACAUACAAAAGAGACAAUUAUAUAAACAGCACACGCAUUAUAUGCGUGAACCGAAUAUACAAUAUUUCACGGCAUGGUCUACUUUCCAGACCCCAUUAAAAAUAUAAGAAAUCCAUUAAAUAAAUAAUGCUUAUAGUACAAGUAAGCCACAAACGAGAAAUCCCAGACGCACGUAGAGGUCCUAUAUAUUACCUAUCCCAAAAUAAAAUUAAAUUAGGAAUAAAUCACGUAAGAUUGAAUAAAAGUUAGAAAGUAACGAAAUACUUCGCCACAAAAUGAAAAUAACGAAGUAAAACGUUACUUUUUAAGACGACUUCGUUCCAAGUAAAAGUACUGCAGAAAAAGUUUACUUUGUUACAUGCAAAAUGUUUACUUUGUUACAUGCUGACUUCUCAAAAAUAGUACUCAAGUACAGUAAACGAAGUACAUUCAAUUCGUUACUUGACACCACUGUUGCAGAUACAUACCUUCGUUCAGCCACUCAUUAAGUAACCUUGGCCAAAAAUAAGCUACUUCGGCGAUCCUAUUUAUUGUGACGUGGAUCCUACAGUAUAAUCUAAUAUGUAAACUUAAAUCUAUGCUUUUCUGAAUUUAUUCAAAAGUUUGAUGUUCCGAUCCGCGGUAAUCUGAUUUCCGGAUCAGCAGAGCAUGGGUUGCAUUGGCAUAGACAGUACUAAUAUGUUCUUUGACAUUGGCAUAUAUAAUAAGUUCAUUCACUACCAAAUUGGUAAACGCAACGUUUAUUUAUUAUUGAAAAGCUUUCAAUCCGUAAUCCCGAAUCUUCAUUAGUGCUAAUAGUAUUAAAAAUUUGCAGGGUGUAUAAAAAAGUAUACAAUUGUAAAAUGACCAUGCACUCAGUAAAAAAAGUAAAAAAUCCGCAAAAAUUUGAAGAAUUUAUGAAUAUGCAUGGAUAUUAUAUACAGUCUUCUCAUUCCCUAAUACUGAAACUAAGCUGAAAAAUUACCUUCUUAGUUCAGGAAGGCUGUCUUUAAUUAAAAACACAUUAAAAUUGGCAUGCGCACAAAAAUAAAAGCUUUAAAACACAAUUUGAGUUCCUAUAGCCAUAGGGCACAAGCUUCGAAAGUGUUUAUGAACUAAAAAAAAACAGUGUUAGAAAAUGCCUGGCGCAAGGAAAUAUUUGACAAAAUAUCUUCACAGGAAAUCUUAUAUUUUGCAGGAAUUUUUUGUGGAAUGAAAUGUACAAUACAUGGACAAUACAUGGAAUGCCAUGUACAAUAUUUAAUAUAUUGUUUACAAAAGCGUUUUGCAAGUCGAGAUUAUACAGGAAGUUUUAUAUUUGACUUACACAGGAAAUUUAGAUUUUUGGAUUUUGCUGCUAGAAAGAAAAAUAUUUACGGGUAUAACUGGGAACUCUACUUCUGGCUUCCUUGAGAAAGGAAAUAUACAAGCAUGCAAAUUCUCACCCCUUCAGAUGGAAGAUAUAAUUAUAUUAAUAAUAAUAAUGAUUUCACCCAACUCUAGGUGGAAUGUACGAAAAAAGUUUUGCGCUUCUGUCUGAAAGAAUCAUUGAAUAUGUAAGUAUUAGAUAUGAAAAACCAGUUUCAUAUUAAUCUAUUAUUAUGAAUGAGAUAUGAAAAACUAGUUUCAUCUUAAUAUGAAACUAGUUUUUCGUAUCUCUGAGGGUGGUUCUGAAGUAUUAGAUAUGUACACUGUAUACUAUUACAUGAUAGCGAGAAAUACAGUACCUGAUAAACUUAUGGACCUCGCCUAAUAAAAAGAAACUACUUCCUGUAAUUGUUAAAUCUGGAAUCUAGAUUAUACCAUUCAAUCAAUCAGCUUGCCCGGUGUGGAUGCACACUCAGAGUAACAUCACAAACAUCAUAUUCACCUAAGUACAUAACACCAGCACACACAAGAAAAUUACUUUUAGAAAGGUUGAAAAAGACACUCUCCGGUGGAUAGCGCUAUCCGGCCAAAGUCAAGCCAUAUAUAGUUAUUGCCAUAAACAACAGCAAGUGAAUAUGUUCAAUCCACUGGUCAGUCUCAGACAAUCGAGAGGAACUUUCCUGCAUGAUUAGUGUCUAAUGUCUGUCGUCUCAUGACACAAUUGAUCCCACGGCCUCGUCAAUGCAAAGAAUUUUGACUCAAAAACGUGGGAAAAAUAUGAACAUUGAGUAAAAUUACUCAACUUUAUGUGCAAUUUUUAGUGAUGUACAUCUUUACUCAAAAAAUUGAGUAAAUUUGCUCAUAAGUUUGAGUGAUUUUUCAGUUAUUUUACUCGGUGACGUUUUUGAGUCGAAAUAAUAUUGGGAUUUUUGCAGUGAUAUUGGUUAAAGUUUCAGACCUCAUGGACUAUAUUUUCAGUCUCUUAAGCUUAGCAAGAUUGCUCGUUAUAUUUUCUAUCCUUAGCUGCAAGAGGUCACCGAAGCAUCCUCUGGUCUGAUCUUGGCUGUUGAUUCUGCUUCUGAUGAACUAUAUCAUAAGGUAAAUACCAUAAUUGAUACUUUAGUAUACAUUCACAAAGUACAUUCUGUAUCAUACUGCUCACGAUUUCGAAGAAUGAGUGUGUUUAGGACCGUCCCAAAGCGGACUUCCCAUACGUGCACGCGCGGAUACCAAAAUGAUAAUCGCAAAUAAUGGGUGGGGACAAAAAAAAAUGGACAAUGUAAAACCAACUGUAAAAUGAGUUUGAUCGACACAUCUAUUUGGAGCUCACAAGAAUUACAAAUACGAAAUGGCAUUACCUCGUACAUACGGAAUGACAAAAGUGCAUUAGGAAGCUUAUUUAUAGAGAAAAUAUAGAGAUAGAAAUGUCAGAUGGAGUAAAAAUCGCUUUGGACAAGCCAUCUAUAAACUGCCGUGGAAGUAUACACUAUAUUAGUGUGCCUACAGUGUUCAUGCCGAUGCCAUAAGUCAUUUGGAGAUAAAACGUCAAAAAGAAUUCUCUCAUGAUGGUACCAACACCUUACCUUUGAUAUAUUUCCUUAAUUUAUUUGUAGCAAUUUCAAAGACAUCUCUUGUCAAUGAUAGUCGCACAAAUUUAUCAAAUUCCAUUUGCAGCAGAUCCAUUGUAUUUCUUUGGGACAAUGAUAAUAACCUGAAUCUUCAAAAAAGUUUUUUUUUUAUACGAGAGAGUGCACAAAUCACGUUGUUUUGUCUAUUGUGCACAUUGUAGGCCAAAAAUGCUGGUUCUAGAAUUGCCACCUGUUAACAACAUAUAUGUCGUAUGAUAGUCGCGAGUAAACAAGCAUUCACAGUUUCACUUAAACUUUUACACCAAAUGAAAAAAUAUAGGAUACGUAGCCAGGUUGAAACAUUAUUUAUUGAACGUUCUCUGAUUUAAUAUUUAUUUCUACGAGCUUUCGGCUAUCAGUCUAUAGCCUUCGACGGGUGUAUACAAAUGAUUCUAUAAAGGACGCUAAACUUAAGUAGGUGGUAUGAAAUCUGAGACUACUGAGACUAUCUAUGCUAUGUUAUAAAUGGGUAAUAUGAAUACUUAAUUAAUUAAUGUUUCUUGAGUUCCUUUCUUAAAAGUAUUGUGUAUUGUGCUGGAAGCGUAUUAGAGCGUCGAAGGCUAUAAUAGACUGAUAGCCGAAAGCUCGUAGAAAUAAAUAUCAAGUCAGAGAACGUUCAAUAAAUAAUACACCAACGUUUGCCUGGUACAAAAGGCUGCACAGUGUGCUCAGAAAUUUGUCCACAUUUUUCGUCUCUACCCGUCUCAUCAACCUCCUUCAGUGUAUGUGGAUGGUUGCGUUCCACUUCUGUGAAAACAGUCUUUAUCAGUUGAUGUGUUGAAUUAACUUGGGGCAUGCUUAAAACUGAACAAAAAUGUUUUAAACUUUUUCUUAAUUGUAGUUAUACAAUUCAUAUUCUUAAUCUCUUCUGGAGUCCAUUCCACCAGAUUCUUCUCUCAUGCAGAUGUAAUUCCUUUAUUAGUUGAUCUUAACAGUCUGUUAGGUUGAUACGGAGUUCAAAUAUCACAUAAGUACCUUUGUGCUGUACCAUUUAGCGCCUUUAAUGUCAGUCUUACAGGGGGCAGUUGUAUAAAAAAGUGAUUAAAGUUAACUAUAGUUAGUGCAAACGUCAUCCAAUAAGAAGCGCGUAUUUGAGAAUUAAUCACUAUUUAACUACAAAAUAGUGAUUAAAAAAGUGAUUAAGAGUUUUAUACAACCGGCCCCAGGUCACCUUCUUUGGCUUUCUGCAGAGAAUCGCUACUGCGCUACUUUAAUAUAAGGUGUCAAAGGUGUCAAGUUGACAAACAAUAAAAUAAUUUAUGAAUUAAUCAGGAAUUUUUAAAAUCGCGGUCCUAAUAUAUAGGCCCCCGCCCUCCCCCCGUUCAUUCCUCUGUUUCGCCCGUUUUGGUAGUAUAUUUACUCCUCUGCAUGUAUAUAGGAGUAUAGGCACCCUCCCCGUCCCCCCGCUCAUUCCCCUGUUUCGUACGCCAGGUCAAUUCUGCAUAACUAUAUAUUGAUUGAUAAGUCUCUAUAUUAACUGAUAUUUUCAAAUCGAUAUUGUAGGUGAAGCGUGAUGACGGUGAGCUGGUAGAAAAUAGGUUCGAGGUAAUUUUUAUAGGGUUAAGUCGAGCUCUGCGGUUAACCAAAAGUUUCGGUCGAACCGUUCCUUUCAUAGAACCGGAAGUAUGCAUCCAGCAUGCGCAAAAGAACCGGUGGUUUCGGAAAUUUCGUUAACCUGACGAAAAAUAUAAAUGAAAUGUUUAAGGAAUUUCUAAGGAAUUUAAUGUUUUGUUGUAAUAUUACUAAAAACGGCUCUUUCUUGGCCGUUAAAAAGGCGCAAACAAAGACAUUUUUUUGAUAAUCUUUUUCAUAAUCAAUGGAGAUGUUUUUGUUUCAUUUAACUUGUUAUAAGUUGUUAAUUUCGAAGCUAUAUUAUACAAUCUAUUGAGCAAAUGGUUGCAAUUGUUUUUCUUUUGAAAAUGCCAACACUGAACCAAGGUUCUUCCAUCCUAAGAAGACCGGAACCGAUAUGAAAUUUCUGGAACCGCACAGCUCUACAGUUCAGCGUUUUUCAUACUUACGUAUACACACGAAAAGUUUAAAUUUUACCUAUAUGAAAUAUAUAAAUAAAUAAAUUAACAGAACAGCACUUAGUCGUGUGUAUGAUUAUAUGUGAAUUUGUUGAGGUAAUUAGUAUUUACCGAAAAUUACACUCUCUGUGAGUUGAAUACGAUGUUUUAUUUUCUUUUUAUCAGCGCAAUUAGUAUUUGUUGCUUGUCUUUUAAUAACCAUUUCUUUGGUAUAGAAUCUAGAUUUCCAAAGUGUCGAAAUUUUGAGAAGCACCCUACAUGUGCACUGAAUUGAUUAUUAUUUUAAGUCCACUUUGAUCCAAAAAUGUUUUUCAGUUGACUGGGACACUCUUCGAGAAAGUUGUCAAGACUGGAUCCAAAGUAAAUCUUUCCAAUAUAACCUCUGUAAGUGCAGUUUGUAGUUUUACACUUUUACGGAGAAAAUCCAUUCCGUUGCAUCACUGUACUCACAUGCGCAUACAGGCAAAUUUAAUAUUCUAUACCAGCUACAAUUAUACAUUGUUGCUGCAUGCACGCAUUAAUUAGUAUACACGGUGUAAUAUCAUGUGAUGGCGAGUACAAUUAAGGAUUAACAGUUCGAGUCAUGUUUGAAAAUUCUGCCAAAAUUGGACGAGCUGCCAGAUUGAAUUUUCUCACCCAUGCUUUUCAAAACUCAUUGUACUGUUUCUUUACAUGAAAGCAUUAAUUCUGGAUACUCGCUGCAUGCGUUCAGUUCCAAAUAUUAUAUCGGACUAUUUUUUUUAUGAAACUCUUGAAAUUGUGAAAGAAAAGGGAAAAAAUCAUGCUCUUGCAUGUUGAACCGCCAUUUUGAAUACUUUUGUUCAAAUUUGUUUGUUCAGUUUAUAUUAAUUGUACUGGGCAAUACAGUAAUUGUACGCCACUCAACCAAUAAGAAUUCAGUAAAUUUGUCAUUUAAAUAAUAAAUUAGUCAAUUACCAUUUAAUUACUUUUGUUUCCAUUAGGUAUCACCAUGUCAUAACAUACUAUCCACAUUAACAGGUUCGUUCAUUUUGUUCAAAACAUCCAUUAUAUUUUAACUCGUUAUACAAUAUUUCACCAUAAGAGCUGCCAUUGAAGAGUAGCUUGCGAGAAGUGAGGUUUUAUUGGUUGUAUCUGAUUCAAAACCAAUUGGAUUUUUAUAAGUGAAAGUGACAUUUGACUGUUGAAAGUGACGCUUGUAUGACUGUUUCAUUUUCUAGACGCUGCUGUGAAGUCACUUUUGUGUGUCCCUGUCGUUCAUGGCCAAAGUAAAGAGAUAUUUUGUGUUAUUUGUCUUUUCAACGAGAAAUCGUCAGAAAGGUUAGUUCUCUUUAAGAGAUUGAUUGUUUUGGAUUUGUUUUAUUUUCUAAGUUACCUGUUUUAUGACUACGAUUGUUUUGCCAUUUGUGUCUAGUUUCUCGCAGUUGAUAGAAGACACUGUUUGCUCCACAUGUGAUUAUUUCUAUGCUCAACUUUUCAAUGCAUUAGAGUGGGAGAAGGAACUCGUUUAUCGUCGACAACAGGAGGUACAUGUAUCUAUAAAUCGCAUGGAUGUAUAUCAUUUUUUUGAAACGGAACAAAAAUGUGCAUGUAGGCCUAUAUAAUAUAUAUACACAGCUACUGUAUAUAGUGUAGAGCGAUAUUUAAUAAUUUAAACAAAGUUUAUGGUAAUGUAGAAUGUCCAUAGUGACAUAAGACCUAUAAUAAUAGUAAUUAUUGUUUACAAUAUUCCAUUAAUUAAUGUCAUUAAUUAUAUACUUUACUUUAAAUUUACUUUUCUAGCAUCUAUUAAAUGUUGCGAAGAAUUUAUUCAUUCAUCUUGGUAAGAGAUAACGUAUUUUGGUUCGGGUUUUUUCUAGGCAUUUGUGAUAGAGAUAACGUAUUUGUGGUUCGGUUCAUUCGGGUACGGUUGCCUAUAGUAACAUAUCAAUUUUAUAACAUAACCUAUAAUUCGUUUAAUCAACCACAGAAUAAUUUUAAUUCAAAUACAUGUAUAUCGAUAUUCGAUACGUUGAGCGACCAACAUCUAAGGUAACGACUAAUGAUACUGUACGUAACAACUAUUAAUUUUUAUUAUUUUAGAUGAUGUGACUGUUCUUCUCACCGAGAUCUUACAAGGAGCUAGGAACUUAAUUCAAGCUGAAAUGUACGUAUAAACUAACGCCUAUGUAUAAUUGCGACUGAAAAGGGGAUUGUAUUGUUGCUCCUGAAAAUCUGCUAUAAUUGUCCAAUGUGAUCAGAUUGAUUUUCAUUGCCAUUGGUUUCAUUGGAAGUACAAUUGCAACCUGUGCUCGAAAAGAUGAGACUUUUUUGAGACGUGACUCAAAUGAGCGUAUUGUAUUGGUCAAGUGUGCUUUGAUAUCGUCUUUAGAUAAGUUUUCCCACUUUUUGGUUGAUAUAAAGAUGGCUUGUUCCUUUCUCGUGAGAACACGCUAUUAGUAACUGGCCGAAAUAUGGAAUUUUUACAUAAAAUCAAUACACGACAUAGAGCUACAUCUGUAUCAUGCAGUGGAUGAGCAAACACGUCAGUCUGCAUAUUCAUAGAAAAUCCUCUAUUUUUGGAAGCUUUGGAAGCUUUUCUUGGUUUCUUGGUUUUUCUCAAUGAUUUAGUGAUUAAUAGUUUCAUUUCAACAAAAUAUAGGAAACUUAGUGAAGAACCUCAAACGAAACUUGCUAUAGUGAGCUGGCUUUUCAUUAUUUAUAGAUGUUCGUUGUUUCUAGUGGAUAAAGAACGACAGGAACUCGUUUCUAAAGUAUUCUUCAAUAAUACGGGACACGAAAAUGGAGAAAAAGAGGUAACAAGUGUAAUUACUUAUCUUGCAUCGUUUGCUGGAUUUUGAACAAUAAAAGCAAAAACCCCGAAGCGUCUUUGAUCAACCUAAAUCAAAGACACACACACAGCGGCCUAACCAGGGUGUUAAUAAUAAUAAUAAUAAUAAAAUUUCUAUGGCGCAUAUACAUUGCUGUUCUAUAUGCGCUUGUUGACAAUGGGGGAGGGUGACAACACAAACAUAGAUUUCAAAGGGGUUGAAUACUAGGGGUCCUGGACAUGCUCCCCGGAGAAAUUUGAGUUUCUUUAAAAUUUGCUUUAAAGAAUACCUCUACUGACUGUUGAGUAAAACAUUGUGUUUGACGAAACCCGCAGCUAUAUUUAAGCCUGGUUUCCAUAUGGUUGUAACUGUCGCGAACGUGUCGCCACUGUGUCGUGAAGUGUUUGUCGGAAGUGAUUUUUAUGCUUAUUUCUAUAGUUAUGUAACUGUCGCGAUACUGUCGUGCACUGUCGCAAUUUCGUACCCAGAGGUCGUACAAACAGCUGGCGGCAGUUUUAAAAAGACAAACACGGUCCUCCAAAGGGGAGCUUUGCCCCUCCCCUGAUUGUCGCAAAACUGUUGCCACACUGUCGUUUUUCUGUUUCCAUUACAACAUAACCGUCACGACACGUUCUUAGCCUGUCGCAACUGUCGUCGCAGACGUUGGGAUAGAAAUCGAGUCUAUCUCGACAACACUGUUGUAACUGUCGUGAACUGUUGCCAGCGUGUCGCGAUAAGACUUUUCUUCAUGUUUCCAUUUGGUCGCGAACACUACUCUGACGACAGUUACAACACGUUCGACAGUUACGACCAUAUGGAAACCAGGUUUUAAUACAGAAAUUUGCUCGUCUGUAACCGGGACGAAACGGGAAGUCAUUUUGUUUUUGUCCGGAAGUGAAUAGUGCAAGGAUAUCUGGAGCUGAGCAACCAAUCAAAUUGCGUGAGAAGCACUAUCCACUUCCCGAAUACAUGCUAAUUAUCGAUAAUGCAAUAUACAGUACGUACCUAUUGGUCAUUUCUGUUCGUAUACACGAACUGACUGAAAACCUCGGUCAUGCGUGUAAGGUUUCCUAUUAACUUAAUCAUGUACAACAGUUAACGUAUAAUUUCAUAUUAUAUGUUUUUCAGGAAGCGAGAGAAGUUAGAGUCCCACUGGGACAAGGCAUCGCCGGACAUGUUGCUCAAACUGGUAAAUUGAAAAUUCAAUACCUUUCUCUUUCUGACAGUAUUUGAAGGGUCAAUCACCCUACAAUAUGUCAUUUGAUACACUGGAAUGCGUACAUGUAAGGUCUCGUUAUAAAAAAGGGCAGAAGACUUAAAGUUAAUAAUAAAACUGUUGCAUUUUUCUUAGGUGUAAUGUUAAACAUCAAAGAUGCUUAUUCUCAUCCUUUAUUUUGUCGAGACGUUGACAGAGAGACUGGCUUUAAAACCAAGUAAUAAGGGUUAUUAUACUACUAUUUUUAUGCUAGAGUUAACAUUAUUAGCGCGAAAACACUAUAGCCAAUCGAAACGCUGGUACGGUAAUAUACCAGGGGUGAAAAAAUCGUCCGACAAAUCAAAACGCUGAGACGAUAAAUUUCACAUGCGAAAAUAUCGUCCGCCGUGAUGAGGACACGAUUUUUAUUUCACCCAUCUAUACAGCUUACAUAUCUUUCCAUUAGUUGAAACAUAGUUGAAUUCACAUUAGAGACGGGAAACUCGUCUAAUAUAAAUCCGGCAGCAGACGAGUUUUUUCCGUCUCGACUUUUCUGUCCAAACAGAAAUCCAAUAAAGAUAAAGCGUUGCCAAGCAAGCGAAAACUUGAACUAGAAUUAUCGAGAUAAACAUAAUUAUAUAUUUUAUAUAAACCUUACAUAACAUGUCAGACGGAUUUAUAGUUCAGACGCGGGAUUUCAUGGACGAAUUUCCCGUCUUAAUAUAAUUCGGCUAUCGCCUUCCCAGUGUAGUUUAAACACAUAUACUGUACUGUAUGUAGCGGCUACCGCAUCACCAUUCAUGCAUGCAGACUAUUAAUAUUUUUUUUUGUUUUAUUUUAAGAAAUAUCUUGUGCUUUCCUAUCAGAGACGAAAAAGGUUCGAUUUAAUUGUUUGUAAUGUUAUACUUGUAGUUUGUACAUUUAUGUAGUUGAUUUCAUCAUACUAUUACUACAUUUUAAUUAUGUAGAAGUUAUUGGUGUUGGACAACUGGUUAAUAAAAUUAAUGGUUAGUGACGACUGAUGUUUUGUAUCUACAUACAUGUACACACAUUUUGAUUCCUACAAAUUAGUUCACAGCUUAGACAAACUUUUAUAGUUUCAUAUACUAUCUAGUAAUAAUUUCUUCAUUUAGGUCCAGCUUUCACCCGUAUUGACGAAGACUUAACAAAAGCAUUUGGAAUUUUUUGCGGGAUCAGUAUUUGCCAUGUAAGCAUAAACCCCAAGAACGUCACAAGCAAGGGCGCCCUCAUCUAAGAGACCAGUCUUAAUUUAUGGCGUGGGGCGGCACCAAAGAGAAAUGUGAUCCAACCGUUAAAACGUCUGAUCCAACCGUUAAAAAGUCUCUGGUGGCCCCCUUGGUCUACAGGCCUUUCCAUUUGGUAUAAAAUCUCGUUUUUCGCGUGGCCGAUAAAGUAAAAAAUACAAGUCAAUACAUUCUGUUGUACAGUGUUAGGGGUGUAUCACUCCAAAAAAGUGUACGGGAUUUCUGGGAUUUGUACGGGAUUUUUUUAGAGAUUUUGAGGGAUUUUUUACGGAUUUUGAGGGAUAAUUGUUAGGGACUUUUUAGGAUUUUUUCUGAGGUGUACGAGAUUUCUUGGAGUGAUACACCACUCGGUCCAAUGCAAGUGUGACCGGAGUGGAGAUGAGGGGUAGAACAUCUUCCUUCAGGACAUGUUUUUUCGUUUGGUCGCAGCUAUCGGGGCUAAGUCGUGUUGGAAAUUAUUGAUCAUCACUGAUUAGACACAGACCGUAUUUACUCGAUUAAGCGUUGCCUAUGAGUAGUAUUACAGCAAAAAUAUUAAAGAGCGCCGCCCUCGAAUAAGCGCUACACUUAGACUGCGUUCAGACUACGCCUGAGCGAAAUAAUAUCGGCGGAAUUUACGUCAUAUGUUCACCACUACGCCGUUACAGUUUGUUUACAAAUUAAAUUGGCACUCAUGUAAACCCAAAAUAUUUCAAUUAGAGCAAAUAAAUUUAAACGAAAAGUAUUCGAAUUUAAGCGGUUCAAAAAAGUAACGGCGUUUGUGUUCACAUGAAGCCGCCAAUCACUCCGUUUUCAUCUCGCUCCAUUGAGAAACCGUACUCAAAUUAUAUUGCGGCAAAAGUGACGUUUUCAAACAAUUUCGCUCGGGCUUCUGACUUUCUGUGCCGUUUUCAAACCUCUCCGGCGUUGCUCCGGCGUAGUGUGAACAUAGUCUUAAUCGAAGCAUCGUUGUUCGAGAUCAACCACAUGCAGUACAUGUCAGUCGUUAAUCAGCCCCAGAAAUUUCUUCAAGCUCCUUUACAGGGCUGCCGAGAGGGGGGCAGGGGCGGCCCCCACCUUAAUAGGGCCCCAACUUGGGAGUGAGAGCUUAAAAUUGAGUAGGUUCUUUAAAUUGGUCAGAGCAUUUUUGAAAUUGAGGGCCCCUUACAGUAGCUCCACAUGCAGUCUAGCUAAGGUCUAGUUGGGUGACUGACUUAGGUCUAGCUUAAAAUUAAUGAUGUCAUAGGCCCCCAGAGAAGAUUUGCCCCGGGCCCCGCGAAUUCUCUCGGCGGCGCUGCAGUCCUGUAUUAUCCUUUUUUUAAGGGCAAAGUUCUAGAACUUUGGAAAUACGCAGCUCCGUUGUGAAGGUAGAGACAAAUAUUUUCAUUUUUAAAGAGCGCCAUCCUCAAAUAAAGCGCCUCGAUAAAACGAGUAAAUACGACUUAUCGUCACUCUAUACACCAGCAAGCUUUAUGGUUAAGGUGUGUUUAAGCCUAAGCUUACACCUAUAUGUUUAAGGUGUGAAAAAUUGUGAAAAUAACACGUGGUAAAACUGGUUUGAAUCCCAUUGACUUUAUUGUAGAGUCUGUUGUACACGAAAGUGAUGGACGCUCAAAAUCGAGACAAGAUCACGAAUGAGCUCAUGAUUUAUCACAUGAAGGUAUGUAGUAUCUAUCUUGCAUACUUGCAUACAAUUUAUUAGUUAUCCCUCAUAUAGAGGGCAAAAUUACUCAAAUAUGAUUGGCUAGUGAGGAGGCAAAAUUAUUUAUACCUCGUGAUUGGCUGACGCAAGCGCAUUCUUCUCUUAAAGAGCGAUGAAAGCAAUGUCUUCUUGCUUUAUCGUUGCGGAUAAUGAUGUUAUUGAAGAAUUAAAAACUUCUAGUGAAAACUCGAACACUAGAAAAAGUACAUAUUCAUGGGUUGGAGUAUUUAAGAAAUGGGCAGCAUUAAGGAACAUCGGCGAAGACAUGGAGACAUGUACGAGGUUCAAGACCUUGACAAGUUCACAAUUUGCUUAAUACGAAUAAGUAGUGCCCUUUAUGAUUAACACGUAAUCGCAUAGUUCCUCGUAAGAUUAAGGUUUAAUUUAACUUGUGUUUUCAAAGUUUCACAAAUUGCCCUGCGAUUCCGGUGCGGUGUUCUCAGAGAAACAGUUGUGGAGUUCUAACCACAGGUUCAUGGUAUUAAUAGCAUGGUGAUACCAAUGUACUAUAUUUCGCAACUGAUCCUGGUUAGGUCUAAUAAAUGUGUGUAAAAAUUCCACUCGAAAUUCCAUCUAUACAAAUCCCUUCAACAAUCCGUUACAUCUCGUGAUAUGCCCAAAAUCCUGGUAUUCUCGACAUAUGUUUGCAUGUUUAUUCCUUGUUCUUCACUUCAUUUGCUUUGUUUACUCCUGGAUUUAUUCACCGUUUCUACAAUUGUUUUAUGUAUGCAGGUCACUCCAAAAGAUGUCCAGUACUACUCUUCGCAAAAGAUUCCAAAACCACAAGAAGUAGAUGAAGCCUUUAGGCAUAUACUUUUUCGACCACGACUAGCGCCGAAACUAGAGUUUGUAAAGGUACAGAAACACUGCUAACUUUGUUAUGGUCUGUGCCAGUGUAGGUGCUGCCAAUAAUAAGAAAGUUUCGGAAUGAUCAUGAUGUAACUACCUGUAAAUGCAAGGAGAACUGAACGGACGAAGGGCCUUCGCUCGAAACGUCGACGUUUUCCUUGUCUUUUUGAGGUAGUUGCAUUCCUAUCAACUCGAAGCUCUCUUAACUUUGUUAGUUUUACUAUUUUAACCAUAAAUAUCGAUACACUGAAAUAGAACAAGACUUGUAUUGAUAAAUUUUGACUGCAUCGCUCUUCCAAAUUUUCGCCCCUCGUUAUACAUAUCUCCAAGUUUCGUUCGAAGCAUUAAAAAGGUAAUUGACACAAAGAUGAAUGGCUAUCACUUUUUCAAUUGGACAGAAAAGCAUUGUUGCAAACUGUAGACUUAAAUGUCCACUUUGAUCAAUCGUUUGACCUCUCCCAAGGGAUUUUUUAGGGAGAUGGGGGCAUGGGAUUUUUCAGGGGGGGGGGGGCAAUAUCUUAGGCGAAGCGGGAAACGAGUGGUGGGGUGGCGCGCACCUCGCCUCAGAAUCCGGUCAUGAACAAUAGUUAAGCAUACAAAAUUUUAACUCGAUGGGCUUAAGCUAGUCUCCUGAGGGAUAGAUCGAGCCGGAUCUGAGGGGGAGAGUGAGGUGUUAUAUAUCGAACGCUGGUCAUGGUUUAGGGUGCGACCUUUAACUAAAUCCUGUUAUCUAGUCUGUAGUCGAUCUUGCUUGGCAAAUUUACAGUCAUGUUACUAUCUCAUUUUGGAGUGCGAAAUGGAAGCAGGAAGCGGAGCCUAUAUACAAUUUCGACUCAAGCAUAGGAAACCUGAAAUAUGUUUGAACUAAUGGUUUCUUAUACAAUGUUUAGGCGUGUUUAAGUAUGUUCGAAGAUCUGGAUCUUAUAAGAAAAUGGAAAAUUUCCUAUGAAACGUUAAUCAGGUAUGUUGAUAAAUAAAUUUUAAUCUUUGCAUAUGUGGGACUACUGGGACAUAAAAUUAUAUUGGCAAUUAUUAAAUUCUUGCUGCACAGUAGAAACUCGUUUCAAUGUUGUAGCAUUAAACGCGUUUUCGUUUGAUAUAACCACAUUUCAGACUCUAGUUAGGGCACUUCAUAAUACAAGUAUUGUUAGCCCGCCCUAUUAACUUAUCCUAUGGAAAAGCCAACAAGAGAUGAUGGAAGGAACCUAUUCAUUGUGUAAUAUUGGAAGUUCUGGUUCAACGUACAAACCCCCAAUGAAUUCUAUAGCUCCGAAGUAAUAUUUAGUUUGGUUUAUUUUAUUAAAUUUGCCAGACACAACUAACACAAUGAUAAUUAAUUACACAUCGCAUAAUUACAAAAUGCGGCAGGAUUGGGUACAGGAGACUAUUGGCCCAAUUGGCAGCCAAUAUUAAAGGAAAAUGGCAAUAGAAAUUGUUGUUUGUGAUGUUACUCUGAGUGUAUAUCCACACCGGGCGAGCUUGAAAAAUAUGCCCGGCCACGGUGGAAAUCGAACCUACGACCUUUGGUAUACUAGCCCAGUAUGGGCUAGUAGGUCGUAGGUUCGAUUCCAAAGGUCGUAGGUUCGAUUCCCACCGUGGCCGGGCAUAUUUUUUCAAGCUCGCCCGGUGUGGAUAUACACUCAGAGUAACUUCACAAACAUCAUAUUCACCUGAGUACACGACACCAACACAGAAAAAAAACAUGUUACUAGAUUACAUUGGUAUCGAAGGAACUAGAUUCUGUUCCGAAAUAUCACUUACUCGAACCAACCUGACCGCGUAGCUCGGUUGGCAGAGCAUUGGGCUAGUAUUCCAAAGGUCGUAGGUUCGAUUCCCACCGUGGCCGGGCAUAUUUUUCAAGCUCGCCGGGUGAGGAUAUACACUGAGAAUAACAUCACAAACAUCAUAUUCACCCGAGCACACAACACCAACACAGAAAAAAAUAAUAGAAAUUGUGUUUGACGUCUAAUUUGAAAGAAUAUUGCGAUUAUUACAACCAAAACAUUCUGCCAUCCGCCAUCUUGUUUUAUAAUUGGAUUUAAUUAAAUGACGUCACAACUAGGAUACACUUGUUAAAACUAAGAAAUAAUGUCAGGGGUAAGCUUGUGCAAGGGCGGGGCUUUGUCAGAGCAAACGCCUUUCACCUCUGAGGAGUCUGAGAUUGUGGGUUUGAUCCUCACAUCGAACUGGUGACACUUAUGUGAAAAGAGUUAGUCAACGCUCUACCAAAAGUCGUGGGUUUUCUUCGUUUACUCCGGUUUCCUCCCACGGGAAAUGUUGACAGGGUGGCCUGGGUGGGUUGGGAUUACCUUCCAAACUCACCCUUCCACCGUAGCUGUGCUCCGUGAUUAGACAUAAGUCGUAAGGCGGCUGCCAGAGGCGCCCUUAGUAAGGCUUCGACUCGAUCAGGUUGAUCGAGCUGCAUCCUUCGUAAUUCAGCUUAGCUCUCAGAUGUAAGCAAAGUUGAUUAGCACAGCCCACUUACUUACUUAAUUGCUUACACAGCUUGUGGUUUAAUUUAAAAUGUACAUGAGUUACGAAAUAGGAUUUAGCAUUAAAAUGACCAGAGAAUUCCUCCAAAUACAAAAUAACUUACCCCGGUUGGAACGUCAUGCACGCAUAUCUGACGAUGGAUAUGGAUAUCCAAGAUGGCGGAAUGUGUAACGAUUUUGUUUGAAAUGAAGGGUAAUAUCUUUUAGUGCAAAAGAACGAUAAAGAAAAUCUGUAAUAAGAUUUUAGAAUUUAUUGUAUCACUGUUCCAAAUAGGAGACUUAACUUUGAUUGGUAAUUAUUUCCUCCCUAUUAAUUUUUCAGAUUUAUCUUGAUGGUAAAGAAAGGUUAUCGAGAACUUCCAUAUCACAACUGGACUCAUGCCUUCACAGUCAGCCACUUCUGUUAUUUACUCUACAAAAAUCUCAACCAAAUCGGAAGCUUUAGGUAAUAUAUAUAUAUAUAUAUAUAUAUAUAUAUAUAUAUAUAUAUAUAUAUAUAUAUAUAUAUAUAUAUAUAUAUAUAUAUAUAUAUAUAUAUAUAUAUAUAUAUUGCGAUUUAGAUACGUAUUUUUACUUGUUGAAAACCAUAAAAGCAUUUACUUGUGUUAAAAAACCCGGCCCGCGGCCAACCGACAAUUUAAGAAAAUAUAAAAAGCAACAAAUCCCGAAUUAUAAUAAUGCCAAAUCUUUUUUUUUAAAAGGACGAACGUUUUGAAUUUCGAAUGUUGAAUUAUUAUUAUUAUUCGGAAUUUGUUUGUUUUUGUAUUAUGUUAAAAAAUCUAAAGAGUUUGAUAUUUUUACAAAAGUCACGCAACUGCCGUUGCUAGGGUAACAAUGAUGUUUCAAUAUGGCGAAUAUUUUGGCUUUAAAGUGAUUUGUUUUGGCUUUAAAAUUUUGGCUUUAAACGACAUUUAUUUAUUUCAUAAAAUAAUUUCCCUUAUAGUAUAUUCCAUUAUCUUGACAAUUUAAAAAGAAUUCUGUUGAAAAGUUGAAAACGUAAUUUGAAAAUUUUUGGCUCAACAGAAUUUUUUUAAAAUAAGAUAAUUGAAUAUACUAUGAUAAAAUCCUUUUAUGAAAUAAAAUUUGGGGAUCACCGAUGUCGUUUUCGAACUAAAUUACUUUAAAGCUAAAAAUAUUCGCUACGACUCGAUAGAGCACAUUUUCAAGAUACUUAAUGCCCGGUCACACUACACAACGAUAACGAUACCGUACGGUAACUUGUAAACAUGAGAUGAUAGGCAAAAAAAAAUUAUGUUAGUGUCCACACUACAACGAAAAUAUAAAAUUAUCGUUUGGUGAUAACGAUUUUUUCAGUCGGACGAUAGCGUUGAAUUUUUGACCAAUCAGGGCGUGUAUACAAGUUAUCGUUAUCGUUGUGUAGUGUGACCGGACCACCUGACUUUUUGAAGUGUUAAAUUUCAUAUUUAAAUUCACGUUUGGUUUUAAUUCAGAUAAUUCAAUUCGAUAAUUCGGUCCAUAUCCAAACAGCUUAAUUUUUGCCCAAUGAAUGCAAUAAUUUGCCGACUCGUUCAUGAGUGGAGGGUGUUCGACUCCCCUAGGAAUACUCUACACCCUCCACCUUGGCUUAACACCGCAAUCAUGCGAUUUAGAUGAUUGUAUUUCUUUAUUUUAUAGCGAUAUGGAGAUCCUUUCGCUCUUUGUUUCAUGUCUUUGUCACGACUUGGACCAUCGAGGAACUAAUAAUGCCUUUCAAGUAUCUUAUGUAAGUUGUUUGUAAAUACUAGAGACCUUACGAUUUUAGGACGGCUACGCGACGACGACUGCCAAAACAAACUCUUUCAAAUCAAUGGUAGUAAAGAUAAUUCGUGGUACAUUAUCAAUCGUAUGAAUUUAAUACAGUCUUAGAAGUUGAAGACAUGGGUUUUAUGGUUGGGAAGAGUUCUCCUGAACCCAGUUUGAAGAUGCACUUGUUGCGGCUUGGAAUGCAGCCGUUGUAUCAAGACGUGAAAAUCUGUGAUUUGGCGUUGUAAACAGAGCGAGGAUAAUGUCUAAAUCAUUCACAUAUUCUAAUUUUUCAAUUCUUUUCAAUGAUCUAUUGUAUUGGUAGCCGUUGCCGUCGCGUUGCCGUCCUAAAAUCGUAAGGUCUCUAUUAUGAUGUCGAAAGAGCAAGCGCCUUUGACCUAUGAGAUUGUGCGUUUGAUUCUUUCUUCGCCCACUAUGUGAAAAUAUACUACACUAUAUACAGGGUGUCUAAAACGCUAUGGAAAUUCAACAGGCUGUUGUGCAUCACAAACUUAACUAAACAAUUCAAUUUUUACAUAGGACGAAAGAGCUGUUAUUAGCUUCUCUAUGAUGAUAUUUUUCUUAAACCGUAACGAUGAGCAAUGGCCACAUACUCGUCAAAUAAAAAUUUUCGGUCGAAAUCACAUUCUUCCACCUUCAAUCACAUUCUUUAUGCAAAUUUAAUCAAUCCAGAAGCACCGCGAGUCUGCUGCAAGGUACUUGUUUCGUAAAACGUUUUGAUUACGAAUGUUUUCUGUACAGGGGUUAAUUGAACCAUGUUUAAUGCAAUAAUGGACGUUCUCAACCUCCGUCGCAGGGACUUUCCAAAAAGACCCUGGGUACGAGGAUGGGACGUUCUUAUGGUCUCACUAAGACGAAGAUUGACGAGUUCAGCUGAACUAGAUAAUUUAACGUUCAAUUUUAAUUCCCUGUUGGGAAUUGUUUAUGUUUCGUUUUUCAUGCAAUUCCCAACGGUGGAAGAAUGUGAUUUCGACCGGCAAUUUUUAUUUGACGAGUAUGUGACCAUUUCUCAUCGUUACGAUUUAAAAAGUGUAUCAUUGAAAAGCUAAAUAACUGUUCUUUCGUCCUAUGUAAAAAUUGAAUUGUUUAGCCACGUUUAUGAUGCACGACAGCCUAUUGAAUUUCCAUAGCAUUUUUUUAGACACCCUGUAUAUUCAAUAACUGUUGUUGAUACCCGAGACAUACAUUUUUGUUCUAGAACUCGCUCCUGGCUGCCUUAUACAGUUCUGAGGGAUCAGUCAUGGAGGUACAUGCAUGUACACGCAGUUGCAAUAUCGUAGAUUAUUCUCAUCAUUUUUUUUUUACAUGAUUUUCUUUUCAGCAAUAUAUUAAUGUUGACAUUUUGCUUUAUCCCUAGAGACACCACUUUGCUCAAACAUGUUGCAUAUUGAGCACAGAAGGAUGUAAUAUAUUUGAGAACUUGAAUGGAAAAGUAAGUGAUUGAUAAAUAGCCUUAAUCAUGCUGCAAUGAUCACUGGUUUAAUCUGUCCACUUUAUAAAUCAAUUUCGCUUUUUUUCUUUUCACAGGAAUAUCACGAAAUAAUGGAUUUAACAAGAAAGAUAAUUUUAGCUACGGACUUAUCACAUCACUUCAAAAUACUAAAAGAUCUGAAAAAACUCGCACGAGGUAAAAUUUGUAUGAACAACGUACAGUUGUACCAGGCUAAAUUAGAUUUGAAAUGCUCACAUGCUUGAAAAUGGAUGGAAGAAAGCCCUCAAAUGCCUCACAAUUGUUGCAUGAAUGAGGCUGAGCAUGAUAUGAAAAAUUUUCACGUUUGAAGUUUGUGUUGUCAAACGAAGCCAGAUGCUAAGGUUGAUAACAUAAAAUUCAGGCUUGUCAAUUCUUCAUAUCUGGCGAAAACCGAAUUCAAUAAUUGUUUUAUUUCUUUAUUUAAAAUAUGAAAAAGACAUCCAUUAAGAUGUCACCGUCGUCACGUCGUUGAAUAUUAUGUAAAGUAUUGAGUUGAUAUUACGAUUUCACAGUUGGCUGUUAGCCAACUUUGGAAUGUGAUCUCAUAACAUAAUAAUUUAUGACAACUUUGAAAUUUAGGUACUCCCCUUUUAGAUUAAAAAAGAUCGUCAAGUUUAGAUUAGGGUUAGAUGAUUAAGGUUAGAGAUUCAACAUGCGUCGCGAAUUUAUUGUAUUAAUAAAUUCGGACGUGUUUAUAACAAUUUAAAAAUUUUGAAAAAUUCUGACGAGUAAGAAAAAAAUACGUUUGGUGGACGCGUUUACCUAAAAUUUCCCUUGUUCUGCCCGACACUAUAAAACAAUAAAUAAUCAAAAAAGUACAGCUACCGAACAACGUGCGAUCAGUUGUGUAACUCAACCAACGUUGUAUCAAAAUUUGAAGAUAACCCGAGUUUCGAAACCGCAAUUUUGUGCGUUCAUUUCGCAGGAAAUCCGCAUUUUCGGGUCAAGGCAGAACGAGAAAAGUUUUAAUUUAACGCUCACCAAACGUAUUUUUUUUGUAAUCUGCAGCAUUUUGCUGGCUUUCUUCACUGAAAAUUUGGUAACGACCAAUCUACCAAAACGCGCGUCAAUCGUGUGAUGUGACCUUAAACUCACCGUAAAACUCUCUGAAGUUUCCCCAACCUUCCGAUCAUGUCAAUUCCAAUUAAUUAUGGCCACCACUAUCAUUCUGCUAUUUUAGUUGGUUUCAAUCCAUCCGAUGAGACUCAAAGAGAACUGUUGUUGUACCUCAUGAUGACGUCAUGCGAUUUGUCUGACCAAGUCAAACCGUUUGAUUCAGCUAGCGCUGCAGCGGUAAUGGAAUUCAAUGUUUUCUUCUUUAGAUCAUGAUUCCUAUUUGAUUUUAAAAAAUUGAUAGAUUCUUUCUUUUAAAUAGUAAAAAAACUUUGGAAUUUGUUUGUGACGACGUUGGAGUGAUAUUGUACUUUAGUUUCAAUAUUUUUAAAACAGCUUAUAUGACAUUAAUUUUCUUUCAUAUCGCGUAGGACCUCGUCUAUGCAGAAUAUUUUUCUCAAGGAGAUCUGGUGAGUUGGAUUCAAUCAUUAUUGGGUUAACUAUUGUAUUGCUCGUGUUUUAUUAUAUAUUAAAAUAAAAUAAUGUCUACUCCCGAGGGAAAUAGUUGAGAGAGAAAGAAACAUUGAGAUUCGAGGGGAAACAAAACUAUUUCCCGAGGGAACACAGACAUUCAUGAAUAUGACAAAAACUCUAUAUAGUGAAAAUAAAUUUAAAAUUACAAGAACUUACUCAAACAGUCUCAGCAGCAUAUUAUGUUGUGUGUUGUGUACUUUUCUUCUCUUUUACAUUCUUUAUUUUAACACAAACUUGGAAAAUCGUAUAGUGUAUAAACUUGCGAGUUGUGUCGCCAUUUUGUUUAUUCAUGUACGUAGCCGGUCGGGGCGGGCAAUAAUUCUUGACUUGUUGCCCCAUGUUUGCCCAAUCACGUUUGGCGUUCACCCUAGCUAUAUAACAACUACAUUUGUUCUACUCUGCUCUGCUCUGCAUGGGUUAUCCAAAGUUGUCAAUUGUGUGGCAACGACGUAAUACAGAUUUUGUGCAUUACUGUAUACAAUAUAUUAGUCCAUAUCAGCUUAGGUUGAUUCCCAAGUAUUUCAAAAUCGUACAGUGCAUAUAAGUUCAAUGAUUCAGAACAAUCUACAGUAGACGUCAGUUUCUUGAAAUAGUUCAUAUUGGAGACGUCAAGGCCUAAUGUUACCUUUGCUCUUUAGGAAAAAGCAAUGGGGUACAAACCAUCAGAAAUGAUGGACCGAGAUCGAGCAUGCAUUCCAAAGCUACAGAUCGAUUUCAUUGAUGGUGUUGUACAUCCAACAUAUAGGUAAGAUGUAGAGUAAAGCUUUUCACUUGCAAUAGACAACUUGCAUGUUAGACUAAUUUUUGAUUUAGGCAAAAAAAGUAAUUUCCCAUAAAGAACUUAAAAUCAGUAAAUUGCAAAAUUUGGUUACGAAAUGUUGUAAAAUAUAGAAUAUAUAGCCUUGCGAAGUUUGCAUAUUUUCAGUAUGUUUGUAUUACGUGCGGAAAUUGUUACCAUUUUCGGCUCAAAAAUGGUAACAAUUUCCGCACGUAAUACAAAUAUACUGAAAAUAUGCAAACUUCGCAAGACUAUAUUUUCUGUAUUUUACAACAUUUCGCAACCAAAUUUUGCAAUUUUACUAACUCCAUUAUGUUAUUUUUAACUGUUGUGUUUGAUUCCCUUCUCUUCACUUAGAUUAAAAUUUAGUCUAACAUGCAAUUUGUCCAUUGACAUGACCAUAUUGUCAUGACCUUGUCAUGGUCACUGAUGUGAAAUAUAGUUUGGUACUAUAACUUCAUUGUGCCAUGAGAUAUUUAGACACUGUAAUACAUCGGCCACCUUGAAAUGGCUUAACCCACGAUUAGAAAGAGCUAGCUCGUCUGAGCAUGCGUAGAUUGUACAACCUGUACUGAAUGCUAAUGAGCGAUCUACCAAAUUCAUUCAAGGUAUUAGUGGGCAAAGUAUUUGAUACCAUGCAAGGAAUACUCAGCGACAUGACAAUUUCUGGUCGUGUUGUUGCUCGGGGGGAAACCUACUGUAUGUGCCAACGAUUAACAAACCUGAUUGUGAUCAUGAACGUGAUGACUUUGACGCGAACUGCAAAUAUAUUACACUGUGUUUCAUUCAGAAAAAAUCUUAACUGGCCAAUUUCCACCGAAUACAUUCUUGAUGCCGUGACCGGCUGUGGUCAGUAUCUUUUUUGGGCUUUUUCAAAGCCCAAACAUACUAAGACAUCUUGUCGAAGUUUGACAACGCGAGCAUAUGUAUAUGAGAAAUUAAUUGUGUUGUGAACGAACUUGCUUUAAGGUGGCUCGCUACAGUUUAUAGAAAUGUUGAAAAUGCGUAAACUAGAUCACCUUUUUGUAGAGAUGAUGCUCUUUACAAAUCGAAAUUUGUAUAUUUUAUAUACAGCGACAAUCAAACAGUCGAAAGUUGCUCAGAAAAGUGACGUCACUACUGUUGCUAUGGCAACAAUGACGAUUCAAGAUGGCCGAUAUUUUGGCUUUGAACGCAUUUUACUUUAAAAACAGGUCGGUUACCCCCAUUUUUUAUUUCAGAAAACAUUUUCUUAUAGUACAAUACACUAUCUGACCAAUUUUUAAAAAAUUCUGUGAUGCCAAUUUUUUUAAAAAUUUAUAAACAUGGUUUUUCGAAAUAAUUUUUUUUUUUGCAUUACAGAAUUUUUUUAAAAUUGGUCAGAUAGUGCAUUGCACUAUAAGAAAAUGUUUUCUGAAAUAAAAAAUGGGGGUAACCGACCUUUUUUUAAAGUAAAAUGCGUUCAAAGCCAAAAUAUCGGCCAUCUUGAAUCGUCAUUGUUGCCAUAGCAACAGUGGUGACGUCACUUUUCUGACCAAUUUUCGACUGUUUGAUUGUCGCUGUAUAUAUAAUAUACAAAUUUCGAUUUGUAAAGAGCAUAAUCUCUUCAAAAAGGUGAUCUAGUUUACGCAUUUUCAACAUUUCUAUAAACUGUAGCGAGCCACCUUAACUAUUGGCUGUGUCUAUUUCACCUGCAGAUUACUGGCUGAAAUAUUUCCUGAAAUGGAUGUUUUAUGUACUGUAAUUGAUGAAAAUAAAAAACAUUGGAAGGAGAUCGAAGCAAGUGGAGAAUAUCGAAAAUUUGAAGUUCCGUCUACUUACAGCGCUCCACUUUCUCCGUUACCGCAGUUUGAAAAAUGCAAAAUUGAACGAAAAUUGAAUGCACUGCAGCUUAAUACGUGGCCAGAUAAUGAUUCCGAAACGUCAAAACAUAGCUAUACCAACACGUCGCUACGGACAAAUGGGGAAGGUGAGACAAAAACAGCUACGUGAGAUCUGCAAUUACACACCACAAUGAGUGAACGUAGAGUGGUAUAUACAUCCGAGAGAAGCAGCACCACGUUGGAGGAUCUCGUGGAUGGCAAUGGACACUUCCCAUAUAUGCUGGCUGGCAAUGAAAACUACUCGUUAGUUACAAUGGAUUACAUUGUCCGCCUCGAUUUCAAGCAGUUGUUUCAUGUGCACUCACGCAAAUUCGGGAAGUGUCUUUAAACCUUCACAACCUCGUUCCAGGACGAUUUUCGCGCGGUUUUUGUUAGUACAUUUUCCGAAGUUGUCUCGUUGACUAAUUUCUAUAGUUUAGGCGAUAUUUUUUGAACAAAUUUAGUACCUGUACUGUUGAACAUUCUUGAUAUAGGCUUUCUUUUCCUAUAUUUUAUUUAAUUUUAAAUUAUUUCCUUUACCAAUGUCUCCAUCUUCUUCGAUAUCGAAACAGGAGAAAUAUUUCGAAUACGGACAAUAAAACAUUCUACAAAAUACCAAGCACAAUAAAUACCAUAGCAAAACGACCCCUUUAAUAAGGUUAACAACAUGUGUAUACAAUAACUUUCAAUAUUUUUGCUGCUUUUUCAUGCAACCAUAUUUCAACACAAUUCGGCAAAUGUACGAACCAAGACCGCGCUGAAAAGCCUCAUGGAACGCGGUUGUGCAGUUAUCUUGGAAAGGGUCUAUACAGAGCAUAACUCCGCGCGUUCUUGUAGAUAGCGACAGUUCUUCUUGUUUGAAAUCAUAAUAACGCCAUAAUUAACAAAACUAAUAACGCCAUAAUUAACAGAUUUUAAAGCUAUGACCUUUGACGUACGUGAUGGUAGAAAAACGUCGACUGUUUCACUCCGAAUAUCGUAAAAAUCCUAUACCUUUGAUUGACGUCUUUAAAAAACAUGGACCUUAAACAAGCAGGCAUGUGACUGGAACUGACAGAGAUUUAUAGGAAAAAAAUUUAAAGGAUACGGUGCAGUCCGUUCUGCUCAUGCGUACAUUUGAACCUACUGAUCUUGAUACAAGCAGUUUAACUUGGUUGUGUGUUCUUGCAAGGUCUGGUUGUGCUACCUUGAUCAUGUAUUUUACUGUAGUGGCAGAAAAAUAUAUUAAAGUUAUCCCAACGUCGUUUAUAAAGUUAUUAUUUGGGUACAAAAAAUGUAAACAAAGCUGACAUGUGCAAACGGGACUGUAUCGCACCUUUAUGGAAACGCCUUAAGCAGAAUUUGUAUUUACCCAUCUUUUGGUAUUACAUUUUCCUUUCUAUGAUAUAAAAGAAGAAAUGAGCUACAUAAACAUAUUCGCGCAUGUCUUAUUCGCUUACUUUAAUAACCCUUUGUCCAUUAAUUACCCAGACAUUACAACUUAGAGCUCGAAGUUUACAGGCGUAAACCUACAAAUUUUGUAAUACUGUACCCAACGUUUUUGGAAAGGCGCUUUUUUGCCAAAUUCUGACUUGUUCUACACAAUAUAAUUGACAUGUGUAUCAAGAAGUUUUGUUUUUACAGUAACAACAGAUGUCAUUGCGUUACUGUGCUGUGCUUGUUUGAGUUCCCUAUGCUGCGAUGUCGAGCUAUUAAAGUUUGGAACGGAAACAUGCAUGCAGUGUUUUCCCAAGGGUUUGGCAAAUACACACAAGGCGUCGCCAAAAUAUCCCAAGACGCUUGAAAAUCUGGCCCAGUCCAUCUCCAUGACGAGCCGAUAGGAAAGUAAAAAAAUGUAGUUUCGUUUAACAAUAUUCACUAAGGAGAUAACACAAAAGAUUCAUGCGUCUUCUUGAUAUAUUGCCAAUGCUUACAAAUGCAAUCGCUAACACUUGCAAGAAAACCAGUGGCAUGCCAAACUUAACUGGAAACCAUAGUUGUAUUGUGAAAAUGGUACAUUUUGCCUCGACCAAUUAGACUCCACAGCACUGGAUUAUUCCCGUUUACUAUUUACACACAAACCUUUUGCACAAUUAUAUAUACAGCAUCAAUAUACUUGGAAACAAAGCUGUUUAGGUUAUAGUUGGUUUGUUUGUUGUGGAAAUACCGCGUUUGUUUAUGAAAUAUAAAGGCAUGAAUACUAGCCUGUGUGGCAGACAAUCUGCUGGCGCCAUUGAAAUUAAUAUAACUGGAACGCUACCUUAGAUAAACUGCCUAUCUUUUUAUUGAAGUUAUGUCUCGCGAUUCUCUCGCGGUACACUUUUAUCGCCGAAUAAACAAUUAUUAGAAAAAACUAAAAGUAAAGUCUACAUGGAAGCUGUUAAAAAGCUUUUUUUUGUAAGUUUUAGGCCGGUUUUCAAGAACACAUAUUCAUGUUGACCAUAGAUAUCUUAUGAUGUUGACCAAUCGACCGCGCUUGUCGCAUGCGUGCAAUUACGCAUGGGACGGCCUUCAAAUUUCCGUUUGGAGGUAACACCGCGGUCAAAUGUCCGCGCGUAGUACUGCUUCUUUUCAAAAGACUGGAAAUAGUGUUGUCUUCACACGAAGCUCUAGCAAAUUACGAGUGCUUAAACUCAGUAUAACUUUGUCUUGACCCAAGGAAAAAACACUGGAGUUCCCUUAUAGCUUCAGCCGUUUCCUUACAGUAAAAGCUUUUCAUUUUCCGUAUUUACUAUUAUUUUGGCAGACAUUUCCCCCGCCAUUUCCGUAUGCUCGCACAUGUGUUUUACGUUUGAACGCGGUGUUGUUGGAGGCAGUGUUCCAGUUAUAUUAUUUCAAUGGCCUGCAUGCACUGUGUGCAAUGCACGCUCCAAAAACAAAUCAACUAUAUUAACACUGCAUGGCAAUACAAUGAAUUUAUUAGAAAACUGAUUGGUUUGCACGAUCCAUUUGAGGUUUUUGUUAAUCAAGUCUAAUAAAUAAUACUCGAAACAAGGGUAUACGCACUGUACAUUACUACUGUAGUACAUUACUACUGUAUAAUAGAAAAAGUAAAGUUAUACUUUAUCAUGUAUAUAUAUUUUAAGUUAAUAUAUUUACUAAGUUAACAAAAUUUAGUUGGACCAUUAUAUAAGUUUAAUAAUCAUUUGUGC
Messenger RNA from Paramuricea clavata, 35355 nucleotides. The record is from the annotation of a GenBank genome assembly. NCBI's taxonomy places the organism in Eukaryota, Metazoa, Cnidaria, Anthozoa, Malacalcyonacea, Plexauridae.